CCUACUGAUAAUUUACAUGUGUACUAAAAUACUGUCACCCCAUUUGUUCACACUUAUAGAUCACUGAUAGCUACAAUAGGAGGUGAGAAGGGGUCAUUGGGUAGUGGGCAGUGAAAAGGAAAGCCUAAUAAGCUGCCCCUCUGUCAUCUCUCCAUAUAUCUAGCUUCAUUUUCUCAUUGCUGACCAGGAAACACACACACACAUGCAUGUAAAUAACCUGGGAUUCUCUAAAUCCUGUUUGUCUGCCUGUCUUGCUUAAACUUGUUCUUAACAUCAGAUUUAAUCAUUUGUUUGUUUGGGAGACUGAGUUUUGUAUUUUCCUCAUGUUCCAAGAACUUAACAACCAAACACGCCACAAGUACCACAGUAGUACUAUAUUAUUGGUGGUUUCAGAUUGAGUUUUGUUGUUUCUGAUCUGUAAUCUUCUAGCUCCUCAUCAUUUAAUUCAAGUCAAAGGCGGCCGCCAUGUUUCCUACUGAUCAAGAGCUCAGUGUAUCUUCAUCAUCAUGUCCUGUUUCCAGAUUCCAAGAUUUUGCCUCUUCUUUGAACCCCAUGUUCCAUGCCACCAUCCCAAGCCAUGAUGAACAGCAAGCCCAGAAGAUGAUGAAGAAGAAGAGAAACCUUCCCGGGAAUCCGGAUCCAGAAGCAGAAGUGAUAGCCUUAUCCCCACACGCACUUCUAGCCACAAACCGGUUUGUUUGCGAGAUAUGCAACAAAGGGUUCCAGAGAGACCAAAACCUGCAACUCCACAGGAGAGGGCACAACCUGCCAUGGAAGCUGAAGCAGAGGAGCAGCAAGGAGAACCGGAAGCGGGUUUACGUCUGCCCCGAACCGGCCUGCGUCCACCACCACCCUUCCCGGGCUCUCGGCGAUCUCACCGGGAUCAAGAAACACUACUGCCGGAAGCAUGGGGAGAAGAAAUGGAAGUGCCAGAAGUGCUCCAAAUUCUAUGCUGUCCAGUCUGAUUGGAAGGCUCACUCUAAAACCUGCGGUACUAGGGAGUAUAGAUGUGACUGUGGAACCCUAUUCUCCAGGAAGGAUAGCUUUAUAACACACAGAGCAUUCUGUGAUGCUUUAGCUGAAGAAAGUGCCAGAUUUUCUGCAAAGUCAAUACUGCUCAUGCACCGUCCAACCCACAACAAUCAUACUAACAAUCCUCCCCAACAAAUCCAACCCAGCUUCCACCUCAACCCUCUCUUCUCCACUCCGCAGCAGCGACACUUCCCAAACCCACCAUCACCGCCGCCGCCGUCAUCAUCAUCAACAGGCUUCUUGAUGAGCAUAGGCGGCGGUAUCCCAUGGGAUCCACAACCACCCCACCACCUCUCUACUAUGAUCAAAUCAGAGAGACUCAGCAGCGGCUGUGUUCCGGGAGCAGCCUUGCCGUACUUUCAAGAACCGGCAGCCCCUCCGAUGGCGCCGUCCUCGUUCCUCUCGGCCACGGCGCUUCUACAGAAGGCAGCGAGCGUGGGGGCCACCACAGUGGAUCACUUGAACUGCAACAUGACCCAGCUGGGCAGUGUGGGGCCAGAUGUGAACAUGAUGGAGAGGAUGGCCCAAGAAGACUACCUGGGGUUCGACACGUGGCAGAAAGGGAACCCUUUGACCAGAGACUUUCUGGGGUUGACCAGCAACGAUAAUGUCGGGAGAGAGGACCACGAUCACCGUCUGCUAUCGUAUGGAGAAGACGAGCUGUUCGCGAGCAGCAGCAGUAGCAUAAUGUAUAACGCCAAUAACAAUGAGCGUGACAGCCAUGCAUUAGGCUUUGGUUUUGCCCCUGCUGAUACAACCUCCGAAACAUGGGGAAGCUGUUGAAUUGAUCCAUGCACAUUUCCACGUGGGCCCACACAUUGGACAAUUAAUUAUCAAAUCAUCAUAUAUAGUAGUAUAUCAUUUAUAUAUAUAUAUAUAUAUAACUUAAAUUUUAUAUAUGUAUGUAUUUAACAUUCUGAUCUGUGUGCCUACUUAACAUGCACAAGCUAGGAAUUUGUUUAAAUUCCUAGUUCCUAAAUCUACUUCGUAAAUACCAAUUCAAUCUCAAGGCUGUAUUAAUUUAAUUUUUAAUCUUGAUUGAAGGUUUA
Messenger RNA from Cuscuta epithymum, 2081 nucleotides. The record is from the annotation of a GenBank genome assembly. NCBI's taxonomy places the organism in Eukaryota, Viridiplantae, Streptophyta, Magnoliopsida, Solanales, Convolvulaceae.